CUCGUGGGCUCUAGAGUGCAGGCUCAGUAGUUGUGGCACAUGGGCUUAGCUGCUCCACAGCAUGUGGGAUCUUCCUGGACCAGGGCUCAAACCCAUGUCCCCUGCACUGGCAGGCAGGUUCUUAACCACUGCACCACCAGGGAAGCCCUAUCAACUCUUUACUCAGUGCCUGACCCUGUGCCAGCUUGGUAGCUGGGGCCCACAGGGGCAUCCCUUACAGAUGUUGGAAAACGUGGGGAUGUGGGUACAUCUGUAGCUCUCAGCUUCUCAGAGGGGUUCCUGACCCAGAAGUAACUGAGACUUGCUUUCCUGGUGUCUCUGUGCCCCUGGGAGCUUGUGAGGUGGGGAGGCAGUGGCGGGACAGGGAGGGCCUGGGAAUAGCUUGGGCCUCGUGUGGCUGCCGUCCGAGUGUCCCAUGACCAGGAGAGUGGCCUUAGGGGUGGGCUGUCUGGGCACACAGCCAUAAGGACUUGCUACAAGUAGCCCAAAAUACUGAAUUUUAUCGUUAGAAUCCAUGCAGUUUUGCAUCCCUUUUCUUCCUGUCCUGGGCGCUGGGUUUAGCCAGUGAUGACGAUGGCUCUGCACUGUCACUGACGUCAGAUGCUCUGCAGAUGCAGAACCGGGGAGGAGAGAGCACAAGUGUGUCAAACAAAAACAAGGUGAGGAGAGAUUUGUGUCCCACAGGGUCACUGUGGGGGGAGGUCCGGCCCAGGGCCCUGUGAGCUCUCCAAAGGCAGGUGGCAGGGGCUUGCUCCAUGGGAGGGGCAGCCCAGGCUAGGAGAGAGUGGGGUGGGAGGGGCAGGUGGUGUGAUCUGACAGAGGAUCAGGGGGUGCAUCACCCCAGGACAGCCUGUCUCAGGCUACGGGGUGGGUCAGAGUUCAAGGCCCUGAAGGAAGGAGAUAUGAACGAAGGUUUUAUCAAGUCCAGUUCGUGGGCGCUUUGUUCCGAUGGAUGUGUCAGCCAGUCCCAUCUGCAGUCUGCGUGUGGCUUGUGGUGGGUGGACAGGGGUGUCUGUUAGUCUUCUCUAGGGCAAGAGGGGAGGGGGCCCUUUGCAGGAUGCGUUCCCAGAGCACUGUGGGCGGCGUCCCCGGUCUCUGGUCUCGUGGCCUCCGGGAUCCCAGGCGGGUCCCCGUGGUCAGGAGCCAGGAGAGCUGCCCACGGCCGCUCGGGCCAGCGGGGCGCUGCUGCCAGUGUUGGGAGAAGGCGGGUUCCUGGCCGUCCUGCGGGACAUGGGCAGUGGCAGCCUCUCCUUCCUGGGAUGUGGUGUCUGCACCUGCUGCUCCCUGUUUGAUGGCUCUGGGCUUUGUCCUUGGAGGUGUUCUGUCCCUGCCGCUCCUUCCCUCAGGCGCCCCACCCACCCCCGUGAAAGCAUCUGUUGUCAAAUUCGUCUCGUUCCCGGGGCUGCUGUGUGUCUGCUCUUCGUCCCUUGAGCUGGUUUCUAACAUCCUAUUGGUUCCCUCAUUAGUUAAUGAGUUAUAUCUUUUUUUUAAAAUUUAUUUUAAUUAAUUUAUUGAUUUUUGGCUGCGUUGGGUCUUCGUUGCUGUGCGCGGACUUUCUCUAGUUGCACUGAGCAGGGGCUACUCUUCGUUGCAGUGCGUGGGCUUCUCAUUGCAGUGGCUUCUCUUGUUCCGGAGCACGGGCUCUAGGCACGCGGGCUUCAGUAGCUGUGGCUCGCGGGCUCUAGAGCGCAGGCUCAGUAGUUGUGGCACAUGGGCUUAGCUGCUCUGCGGCAUGUGGGAUCUUCCCGGACCAGGGCUCGAACCCGUGUCCCCUGCACUGGCAGGCGGAUUCUUAACCACUGCGUCACCAGGGAAGUCCAUGAGUUAAAUCUUUGACAUGGGUUCAUUUUAUAUUUGUAGGAGUUAUGCUUUUCCUCUUUAAAAACGGUUGUCUUUCAACAAAGAUACAGUAAUACAUGUAAUUUUGUAACUUAUUUUUAUGAUUUAUUUCUGAGGAAGCUUUUUCUUUUUAAUUUAAUUAUUUUUGGCUGUGUUGGGUGUUUGUUGCUGUGCGCGGGCUUUCUCUAGUUGCGGCGAGCAGGGGCUACUCUUCGUUGUGGUGCGCGGGCUUCUCAUUGCGGUGGCUUCUCUUGUUAUGGAGCAUGGGCUCUGGGAGGAGGAAGCUUUUUUAAAAUAAUAUUUAUUUAUUUAUUCGCUUGUUUGUUUCGGCUGUGCCAGGUCUGAGUUGCGGUAUGCACGUGGGAUCUAGUUCCCCGACCAGGGAUCGAACCUGGGCCCCCUGUGAUGGGAGCCCAGGGUCUUACCCACUGGACCACGAGGGAAGUCCCCUCGUAGCCUGAGAAACGGUCUAGCGUGCGAGCCAGGCGCAGCCGGGCAGGUGUUGUCUCUCCCAGCACCGCCAAGGACAGUGUGGGAGGAGGCGUGACUGUCCUUUGCCGCUCCAGCCUCAGAGGGAGGGUGGGCAUCUGUCCCAAACUCUGUCCUUUUUUUUUUUUUGCGGUACGCGGGCCUCUCACCACUGCGGCCUCUCCCGUUGCGGAGCACAGGCCCCAGAAGCGCAGGCCCAGCGGCCAUGGCCCACAGGCCCAGCCGCUCCACGGCAUGCGGGACCCUCCCGGACCGGGGCACGAACCCGUGUCCCCUGCAUUGGCAGGGGGACUCCCAGCCACUGCGCCACCAGGGAAGCCCUGUCCUUUUUAUAGUAACUUCUUUUUAAACACUCCUUUAAACUCUCCAAACUCUCUCUUCCGACUAUUCUACCUUGAGGGGAGAUGCCCUGUCGGCCGUCCUGAUGCGCUGCCCUGGGCACCCCCAGGGCUCCCUGUGCUGGAGUCGGACAGCAGAUCGGCAGAGACCGCGGGUCUCCAAGCAGCCCUGUGGCCCAGCCUCUGCCCUCGGCUGUGUGCCGGGGUGGACCCCACGAUCCCCGAAGGCCCCUUCUGCCCUGAAGUCUUCCAUCUGGGCCCGGCUUCCUGUGGCCGUUUCUGGUUUCUCCUUUGAUUGCUCGUAAUCCCCUCACUUCCCCACCAGAAAGCACACCUCCAACCUCGUCUGAACUCUCCUGCGUUGGCAGGGUGGGCAUGAGUCAGCUGUUGCUUUCCUGGCCCUGCGAGGGGUUGAGGCCGCUGGGCUCUGACCCUGGGGCUGCAGCCGGGAGCGCCUCGGCGUUGGGUGUUGCACUAGAGGCUGUCUGUGCCACCCCCCCGGCUCCCCUGUCCUCUCGUGGGCGCCCAGGGGACACUGUGGAGGCCACCCUUACCACUGGCUUCCUCCCAACUGCGGGGCAGGAGUCCUGGGGGUGAGCGCAGGGGCCCCGGUGGUGGGCUGGAGGCCCCACCGUUGACACUGUUUCACUCGAGGACGAGGACGGCCCUGCUUGUCCUACCGCCCGUCCUGGCGGGUGGGGAGCGGCCUGGGGCAGCCCGCGGAGGAUCAGGCAGCAUCUGCAUGUGUGUCUGUGUCUCUGUGCCUGUCUGCAUGUGCUGUGUGUGUUUGUGCCUUAACCUGCACCUCACACGCAGGGCCCUCACUGAGCUCCUGUGGGUCCCGGUUCUCCCUUACAAGUGUGCCUGUCUGUGAUGCCAGCCCCAGCCCACCCUAGUGAUGCCGUGGUGACACAGGCCUGGGUGCGACAUAGUCUGGGAGGCUGGAACCCAGGCAGCUUUUGUCACACAUGGUGCAGUGCCCGAGGUGCAUGCAGUGCGACACCAAGUUUGACUUUCUCACCAGGAAGCACCACUGUCGCCGGUGUGGGAAGUGCUUCUGCGACAAGUGCUGCAGCCAGAAGGUGGCGCUGCGGCGUAUGUGCUUCGUGGACCCCGUGCGGCAGUGCGCUGAGUGCGCCCUGGUGUCCCACCGGGAGGCCGAGUUCUACGACAAGCAGCUCAAGCUGCUCCUGAGUGGAGCCACCUUCCUGGUAACUUUUGGAAACUCGGAGAAGCCAGACACGAUGGUCUGUCGUCUUUCCAGCAACCAGAGGUACCUGCUUCUGGACGGGGACAGUCGCCACGAGGUCGAGGUCACGCGCAUUGCCGCCGUGCAGAUGCUCACGGAAGGCUUCCCUCCUGGAGAAAAAGACAUGCACACUUACACCAGCCUCCCGGGGAGCCAGCCCGUCUCUGAAGGAGGCAACGCGCGGGCCACAGGCAUGACCCUGCAGUACACGGCGCCAGGGGCGGAGGGCGUGACGCAGCUGAAGCUGACGGCCGGGGAGGACGCAAACGGCAGCAGAAGGCAGGCGACAGCAUGGCUGGUGGCCAUGCACAAGGCUGCCAAGCUUCUCUACGAAUCUCGGGACCAGUAACGCCACGUGGGCUGGAUAGUCCGCUAGGGGCAGCAGCACCUGCUCGCCGAGCACGCACAGGCGCAACUAACCCUACACGUGCUGGAAACGCAACUCAAGUACUCGGAGCUUACCUAGUGCAAUAUGUACACAGUUGAUUAAUGCUCAGAACACCUCGUGCUUUAGAAUUUGUCUCAUCGAUGCCUAAUUGGGGGUGGGAGAGACUGAGCUACACUACUGCUAAAAUCUUUUUAGCAUAAUCUAUACCAUGUUUUUAUGAGUGCCCAAGUUUACUAGAUAGUUCUGGCCCCUUGAUGUUUGUUCCAUUAAUUCUUCCACAGAAGUGAUCUGGGCAGUGGUGACCUGGCCUGAUUUGUACUGGAGCGCAUCUCACAGACUGCCCGUUCAUGUGUCACUCAUCUGGGGCUAUGAACAAACCUUUGCUACUUCACAGGGAAAGGAACAAGAUUUGUGUUUUGUACUUUUCACUAUUUCCCUUUAUUAAAAUAAUUGUACAACAAUUUGUAUAUAAAGCUUACGAUUAAAACCUAUUUUGAAAAUACGGA
Molecule: messenger RNA, 4809 nt
Organism: Orcinus orca (killer whale)
Lineage: Eukaryota; Metazoa; Chordata; Mammalia; Artiodactyla; Delphinidae
Gene: ZFYVE21
Product: zinc finger FYVE-type containing 21
Exons: 8
Coding region: 3635-4264 (209 amino acids)
Molecular function (GO): metal ion binding
Source: RefSeq, a predicted model, not a curated record